Morchella importuna is the source of this 2283-nucleotide messenger RNA. RefSeq lists its product as uncharacterized. Gene Ontology annotation, biological process: small GTPase-mediated signal transduction. Gene Ontology annotation, molecular function: guanyl-nucleotide exchange factor activity. The coding region runs from base 1 to 2283 and encodes 760 amino acids. The record is from RefSeq and is a predicted model, not a curated record. Lineage: Eukaryota; Fungi; Ascomycota; Pezizomycetes; Pezizales; Morchellaceae. The transcript has 9 exons.
AUGGAUACCAGCUUGAACGGCUCGAUUUCGAGAGGUACCCUCUCAAGAUUCUUUAAAAGAGCUGGUUCAGAAAGCUCUGGGAGUGGUGAUUUGCAACAGACGACAUCAAGCCAUAAAACUAGGAAACUAGGAACACUGUUUUCGAAAGAGGGCCGGAAGUUAUCAUUAUCCCAAAGUAUUGAACAUAUUGCUUCCCUCUCAUCCUCACCCAACACUCCCAUCACCCCCACUACACCUACAACACCUGGAACGCCUACUACCUUUAUUACACCUACUACCUUUAACACACCUAAUACGCCUGCCACACCCCGCACUCCUAUUGCAGGUACUCCCAAGGGAAGAAGAAGAGGAACGGUUCUUGAGGCUAUUGCACCGGAGGGGGAGGAGGAGGAGCUUCGAAGCUACUUUGAUGAUGAUACUGAGGACGAAGAGGAGCGGAAUACCCUCCGUGCAAGGUACAAUCAUGUUCGAAUGAUGGCUAAAGUUACGAACGGUUUCAAAUCCAAAUCCAAGGUUCAUGUCGGAGAAAAGAAGGGAACAGAGGAGGUAGGGGAAGCAACCAAGAAACAGGGAACAGAGCUGCACAGGGAGCUACAUAAAUACGAAAACAUCAAAGUUCAGACAACAGUUUUUGGGAGAGAUACCUCCCAAGAGACAAUCGAUGAUGAUGAAAUGGAUUUUACUGGGACUUUUCAUUAUUUUGCAGAGUCAAACCGCAAAUAUGUGCGCCCAGGACGUAAUGAGGUCCUUCAUAUUCGUGAUGGCGGUCGAGAAUAUAUCACCGUAGAAAGAAUAAAUGGAGUGUGUAGUAUCACUGCUGGUGUCUUUGAAUGCAUUGUCGCAGAACUGGCCCACCCCGUUCUCACCCCCCACGGAAAUAUUACGAUGCUGAAGACUGUAUUUGAUCAGCUCAAGACCAGUGUUGGAAAUAGUGCUCAGGAGGUGAAUCUCGUCCAUUUUAUUUUGCAUUGGAUCAAAGAGAAACCGGAAGACUUCAGUUGGUGUAAUGAAAUUUUGGAAUUACGAUUCCAAAUAUUUCGUUAUGUUCUUGAUACCUUCAAGAAAACUGUGCUAUCCCGUAACUUGUAUGGUGUUUCGGUUAGGCAUCACAAGUUAGAAGAAGCCUAUAAGAUUUAUGCAAAACAUCAAAAGAAAGGUUGGGUCAGCUUCAGGGACAUCAAGAUGUCUUAUGCCAGGCCCACCAAGUGCGAUCUUGUGCCGGUUGGUCUUUCAACCAUCAAUAUCGAUGAUUUGACCAACUAUAUUUCCCUAGUCGAUGUUAUCCUCUUUCGUGAUGGUUGUGAGAUGGGCGCGUUGGAUUCACACUGGAAGGAGAAGGCACAAAUGGAAAUUCCUCGCGAAUACACGUCGAAUGAUUUCUUUUCUGAGAGACAGGCCCCCUUUUGGUGGCCAGUUGAAAGAAUAGAGAGAAUUCUGGAGAGACAGAGAAUGAUCAAGCACUGGGUCGCAUUGGAAAUUAUGCAUUUGGAUACGAGUGCUUCUAGAACUCAGAUGAUCAAAGUUUUUAUCUCCGUGGCGGGGAACUUACUGGAAAUGUCAGAUUUUCAUGGUGUGUUUUGCAUCAUGGAGGGUUUGCAGUGUCCAAUGGUCCGCAAUCUCGAGAGGAGUUGGGAGGACAUCGGUUAUCUCCAUCUGCGUUUGUUCAAACAGCUGAGAGAAAUCGUCAACGAUAAAAACGUCUAUCACCAGUUCUUAGGAGUCGAAAGUGGAAACCCAGUGACUCCAUACUAUGCCCAUUUUUUAGACGAGGUCACCGAUAUUCACAAUUCAAAAGACCAUUCUGCACGUAUCAAGUCAACUGGAACCAGUAAAAUGCACCUGGAUGCACCGUUAAGCAAGUUUGGAGUAUGGGACACAGAAGAUAGAAAAGCUCCCGCAACUACCUCGGAGGACGGCACGCCGAAAAUACCCAUAUCUUUGGACUUUCAAAAGUACCGAAAGCUUCUUUCCACAGUACAGAGCUAUCAAAAACGCGUUCAGCCCGAAUAUAAACAUUGUGGAGAGAUCACAAGUGGCUGCUUUGUUCUGAAGCUCCAUCUUGUUGGUAUGAAGAACUUCGUUAAUUUAGCGGAAAUAUCAGACAUGACUUCUCCUGAGCUUAAAGGGAGAUUGAAUGGGAUGUCUCAGCUUAUAGAGACCAGGAUAUUGGAAGCAUGGUCACUACAGCCGAAAAACGAUAUCCCGCCUGUCUACAGGGAUGGGGAUGCCACUCGAUGUCUGGUAUUACAGAAUCUUCAGAAGGCGCUGGGAAAUUGCGCUUAG